AAUGUUAAAGAAACAAACAAAUCAAUAAUGGAUUCUGAAUGUCGGUGGAAAACUUAUGGUAAUUACAGACUUAUUCUAUGGGUUUGGAUGAUGGGCGAAGUAACCAUGGUUUUUUCACCGAUCGAAAUGUCACAUAACGGUUUCUAUUUCCACGGCGGUAUUUAUAUACUCUCAGCGAUAUUUAUUGGUUUGCCACUAGUUUAUUCGGAGAUCUGUAUAUCUCAGUACACGAAUUGUGAUGCGAUAUCUAUGUGGAAUUUUUUCCCAAUUCUACGAAGCAUCGGGUACGUUUUUGGCGUGUUUUAUGAAUUAAAAUAUUAUCAUUACUUCAAUUCUACACGUAACAUUUUUUAUCCCACUUCAAAAUGGGGUCCGGAAGAUAAAACAUUACUUAGAAGUAGAAAAAUGUUUGUACCUGAAAUUAUGACACGAGAAUUUCUGUACCGACAAGUAAGAAUACAUGGAUAUUUUAAAGACAAAGACACUAGAAGAAAAUCAAAACCAUAUGACCGUGAUAGGGCUGUAUCUACUGACAAGGCAGAAUGGAGUGCGUUGACUUCAAACUAAAGAAACUCAAUAACGCCGGAGGCCUAAUUUUAGUCCCUUCCUAUACUAUACUUGUAAGAAAAGGGUGGGAAGAGAAAGCGUGGAGAAGGGAAUGCAUAGCAAGA
Molecule: messenger RNA, 671 nt
Organism: Papilio polytes (common Mormon)
Lineage: Eukaryota; Metazoa; Arthropoda; Insecta; Lepidoptera; Papilionidae
Exons: 2
Coding region: 28-567 (179 amino acids)
Source: RefSeq, a predicted model, not a curated record